Messenger RNA from Neocloeon triangulifer, 956 nucleotides. RefSeq lists its product as uncharacterized. Bases 114 to 767 code for a protein of 217 amino acids. The record is from RefSeq and is a predicted model, not a curated record. Gene Ontology annotation, molecular function: structural constituent of chitin-based larval cuticle. Gene Ontology annotation, cellular component: chitin-based extracellular matrix. The transcript is spliced from 3 exons. NCBI's taxonomy places the organism in Eukaryota, Metazoa, Arthropoda, Insecta, Ephemeroptera, Baetidae.
CGUCCAUCAAGUCAUAUGUUUAUGUUUACAUUACAUACAUGUGGUGAGGUACAACGAAUUCGGCAUAAUUUAGGAGGAAACGGUCAGACUAAUCAGCCUAGUGACCUCUUAUCAUGACGUGGGCAACUGGGCAGGUUUUCGCCAGUUUGGCGGCAGUGGCCGUGGGACAGCGCGCCGGUCUGGCGGCGCCGAGCACGACGCCGGUGCCCAUCCUGAAGCAGAUCAACCAACACAAUGAGGACGGCUCGUACAGCUACGGCUACGAGGGCGCCGACGGCAGCUUCAAGAUCGAGACCAAGUACCCGACCGGUGAGGUUUACGGCAAGUACGGCUACAUCGACAGCAACGGCGAGAAGCGCGAAAUCGAGUACGGCGCCACCAAGCGCGGCUUCGAGCCCGCCGGCACCGGCAUCAACGUCCCCCCUGCAACCAUCGGCGGCGACAACAACAACCAGGCCUACAGCUCUGACGACUAUGACGACGGUUCCUACCGUGAGGACCCUCGCAUCUACAACGAGUACGAGCAGCAGUACAAGGGCAACAAUGUCCAGCAGGUGCCCACCCCCGUCGUCCGCGCCCGCACCUACGCCCCCGCUGCCCCCGCCCCCGCGCCCAGGCAACCCCAGCAGCAAGUGUUCCAGCAGCAGAGGGCAUUUGUCGCUCCUGCCCCCGUCAACCCCCACUUGAACCACAACCCCUUCGUGGGCCACCCCGCCGCCAAUGUGAACCUCAACACCGGUUCCUACUCCCUCUCCUACUCGGGUUGAUGGCCCCCUGAUUGACGGGCUCCUCUGUGAUCUCCCCUUCUCCCUUCCGCACCCCCUUCUGCAGCACCUCACACAACUCGACUCUGUCUGAUUUCGGGACUUGAAGGUGCCUUUUUUACAAUCAUUGAAGUUAAUUUUUAUACAUUUUGCUGUGGAAUGAUGUAAAUAAACUUGAUAUUAAAACUAAAA